ACCACCAAUCAAGCUCAGAAGCAUAUAGAGAGAUAUUAUAGUAACGAUAACCAAUGGAAGUACUACGCUGAAUUACCGGAACCACGUCACCAUCAUGCGGUUGCCUUUUUAGGUGGGAAAUUAUAUUUAAGUGGUGGUACAGGCGCAAAAAAGACCUUCACAAAAAGGCACCCUCUACCUUUAAAGAAAGUGUUCCAGUUUGACCCUGGUCAAAAGGUGUGGAGAGAAUGUGCUCUAAUGAACAGUUCGAGGAUGUAUCAUAAAAUGUGUGCUUUAUAUGGAAUGCUAUACGCAAUUGGCGGUCAAGAUGAAAAAACACGUGUUUUAGCCAGUGUAGAAUGCUACAAUAAUAAAACCAAUAGCUGGAUAUAUGCACGUCCUAUGAAUUCAGCUAGAAUGGGUUUUGGAGCUGCUGUUAAUGAUGGAAAGAUUUAUGUUGCUGGAGGCCAUGGUGAACACCUUGACAAAAAAACGGAGCUACCAAUUCUUCAGUCCGUAGAAGCGUUUGAUCCCAGAACGAACCAGUGGGUAACGAUGUCUGAUCUGCGUAUUCCAAGAUGUUUCUGUUGCCUGGUAUCUAUUGGUUCCGGCUUAUACCUUUGUGGUGGUGCCAGUAGUUCUUAUCCUGCAGCAAAAGACGGAACCUUUUCUAGUGUUGGUUUAAUAGAAAUGUUCGAUCCAGCGAAAAAUAAAUGGGAAUUUAAAGCAGAGAUGGGCUUACCUAGACAUCACCAUGGAGUCGCUGUUAUAGGAACAAAGAUAUUUUUAGUUGGUGGAAUGUCAACAACGAACUUUCAAACCCUUAAAUCGGUAGAAUGUUUUGAUACUGUCACGGAAACUUGGGAUAAUUCUGUUCGAGAUAUGCCGAUGCCAGCUAAAUGGAUCUGCUGUUCUGUUUUACCAGUUGCUAAACAUUAAUGAUCGAUCUCCCUAAUCUAAAAGUACACAGCCUUUUUUCGUUGGAGUGAACAAUUGAAGUGUUCUUUUAAUUCAUGUUAAAGUGAUAUAUAAUUUGUUUUACCGGGUGGAUAUCUAUGUAUAUUAAUUUGUUUUGUUCUGUUCUGUUUGGUGGAAAUCUUUGUAUAUUAAUUUAUUGUGUCGGAUGGAAAUCUAUCUAUAUAUUGAUUCUGUUCUGUUGAAAAAAAAUCUUCUGCAUUAAUCAGUUCUGAUGGAUGAAAAUAUUUCUAUAUUAAUUUGUUUAAGCGGGUGAGAUCAGUAGUGUCGCGGCUGUGAUUAACUGAAUUCAGAAUAUAUAGCGGAUUCUUUUUUUUCUACAGUCAACGAAAAAAAGGAAGAAACAAAAACAAAAGAGUAAUAACCAAUCUGAAUGCAGUCUUCUGUAUACCGAAAAAAAAUUGAAUCAGAUAGAACCCGU
Messenger RNA from Patella vulgata (common limpet), 1375 nucleotides. RefSeq names its product alpha-scruin. The annotation marks the transcript as partial. The transcript is spliced from 6 exons. Gene Ontology annotation, molecular function: protein binding. NCBI's taxonomy places the organism in Eukaryota, Metazoa, Mollusca, Gastropoda, Patellidae. The record is from RefSeq and is a predicted model, not a curated record.